GGAACCAUAUAAUAGUAGAAUGAAAAGUACGUCGGAAGCGUUUUUGUGAAGCUCUCUCUUUCAUGGACGUUAGCUGACAAUCAAAAUACUGGAGUAAGUGUAUUAACUUUUACCUUUCUUUUGAAUUGAAUCUUUGAUUUGUAUUUCCAUAAAGUCUCUUGUCAGUAGGUUAUUGAUUUUGGAGGUAUAUCUUAUUAGUAAUGAAGUUAAGAUAACAAGCUAGUAUGAUGAUUGAAGUGAUGCUGAACCAGCCAGCUUGUCACAAAACAGCCGGAGGCGCAGUUAGCUAGCUAGAUAAAUAAGAUUGUGGAACGCUUAAUCUGCAUUGUUGUUUUCGACUCCAUUAACACGUUUGGCUGUUUUGUCAGCUACCUGCUUCUUAUUUUAUAUAACGUUGAAUUUUGCAAUAGCUAGUUAGGAAGGCUAGAAAAGUUAAUAACUAGCUAGCUAGCUAUCAAGCCUGUACAGCGGAGAAUCUUUACAGUAGGAAUUGUGUUCUUUACUUGUAAUAGCUAACUAUAUAUCUCCUACCUAGGUACUUUUACAACUCGCUAAUAAAGACAUUGGAUUGCUAGCUAAUAUCUGAGGGCCGAAUGUACACAACUAUCUACAGUUCUGCAACGGUCGAUAUGCAAUGUACCCUGUACUUGCAUGUACUAUCAUAUGUUUAUUUACUUCUCUGGGUUUGGUUUGACUGUAUUUACAGUUGAUGUUGGCCAAUUUGUCAGCCAUGAUGACCCAUGGGUUUAAGAGCAGUAAGCAAGACUUCAUAUUCGGACCAUGGAAAGUGACUGCAGCAAAAACCCACAUUAUGAAAUCUAAGGACAUUGAACGGUAAACUAUUCCAAGUAUUUUGCUGAUUUUGUGUCAGAAUAAACUUUUUCUUAAAUGUUGUCUGUUUAGUAUUCUUAAGGUUUAGUCUACAUUGGGGAGCUUGUUUAUCAACUUGGUCUUACUUUAAAUAGUUGCACACCAACAUUAAUCAUUCAAAUAUUAUCAACUCCUGAGUGGCGCAGUGGUCUAAGGCACUGCAUCGCAGUGCUAACUGUGCCACUAGAGAUCCUGGUUCGAAUCCAGGCUCUGUCGCAGCCGGCCGCGACCGGGAGACUCAUGGGCGGAGGGAAUGGCCGGCAGGGAUGUAGCGUUGAUAGAGCAUGGUGUUUGCAAUGCCAGGGUUGUGGGUUCGAUUCCCACGGGGGGCCAGUAUAAAAAAAUAUGUAUUCACUAACUGUAAGUCGCUCUGGAUAAGAGCGUCUGCUAAAUGACUAAAAUGUAAAUGUAAAAUGUAACUUACUUAGCUAGCUGCAUUGAGGUUAGUUGUUCAGGUUUCAAUCUUGACAGUUUUGUCUCAGGUUAGGGGAGGAGAUGCACAUGCCCUCGCUCCCAGAGAUGCUGUUUGGGGACAACGUUCUACGCAUUCAGCACACAGACGGCUAUGGCAUCGAGUUUAACGCCAUCGAUGCCCUCAAGAGGGUCAACAACAUGCAGGACUCUGUGAAAGUGGCCUGUGCACAGGAAUGGCAAGAGAGCAGGUACAACCACUAUCAUAAUACCACUGUGAUAAAACUAUCCACCUUCAUUGUCUAUAUGCUGGUGAAGUAGAUUUUUAAAAAAAAAACUAUGGCAUUUUAAAUUGUUUGGAUAAAAAGUGUUGAAUAAUCAGUCAAUUACCAGACCCAUUAUGGAGACUGAAUCUGACUGUUGUCAUGUGGUUGUAUUCCCAGGGCCGAUUCUGAACACUCCAAAGAGGCGGUGAAACACUACGACUGGACAUAUACCACAGACUACAGAGGCACUUUGUUAGGAGAGGACCUGCAGAUGAGGGUGAAAGGCCUUUCAGUUCAUACUGUGGAUACAAAACAAUAUCCCAAACAAACACAUGACAAAAUAAGGGGCAAAUCUUAACUUCAAUUUAAGUCAAAAUUUAGCUUAGUCUCACAUUGAUAUUGAUGCAUGACUAAGUGUAAAUUCGACGUAAGUGGAAGAUAGGGUUCGCCCCCAAGUCAUUGGCUGCGUUUCAGGCCGACUACAUUGCAGACGCCUGCCAGAUCUCACAAUGCCUGGCUAGGUGAUUAACAUAUCAACUAACCACACCAUAUGAUAUGUCAGUCUGACGUCUGACUGCACCGUCAAUGAUGUGGAACACAACCAUCAGGUGAUGCAAUACAACAACUGCAAUGUAGUCAGCCUGGAACAUAAUUGUUCUUUCGCAUAGGCUUAAUAUUCAGAAACAUGUUAUCUCAAGCUGUCAAUUGCCUUAUUCAUUAGGAACCAAAUGGAGGCAAACAGGCCGAGGGACCUACCUACCUGAAUGUGUCCAAUAAGAAACGUGUUUUUCAGUUGCAAAACGUUUUCUUUUUUGCUACGGUGUGCACUAAUGAAUACACCCCUGCUAUUCCAUUAGGCGACAGAAACGUCGGAGCGCAUCGACAUGGAGAAGCUUAAGGCGCGAGAGCAGAUCAUGUUCUUCGAUGACGUGCUGCUGUUUGAAGACGAGCUUCACGACCACGGCGUGUCCAUGAUCAGCGUCAAAAUAGUGAGUGCCACUUUCAGACAGGAACUGACACUUUAUGAUGAUGCACAUUCGCCCCAUAUGAUUUCUGUGGCCGUGUGACAAGCACCAAAGGACAUGCCCUUGCGGGGGCUGUAAGACCAGGAAUAAAAAAGGCAAUUUUUUUAUUCCCCUAUUGUACUUAUGUUUAAUGAAUUUUCUUAAACGCUUGCAUCUUUGAGAGGCAGAUUCAUUUGUUCUGAGGAGGUUUUGAAGAAUGACACCCUCUUGUUAACCACUUGUGUAUGAUACAGAGAGUGAUGCCUACCAGUUUCUUCCUGCUUCUGCGGUUCUUCCUGCGAGUGGAUGGAGUUCUGAUCCGGAUAAAUGACACACGGCUCUAUCACGAGGCAAGUGUGACUGGGCUUUCCUGGGAAAUGGCAAUCGAUUAACGGUAACCACCAGAAUGGAUGUGCAUUGGAAUCAAAUUCUGUGGAUAACUUUAGAAGGAAAUGGACAUCACUCACUUAACUUCAACUACAAAAUGGCUAUGCCUACUUAUGAAAUGAGUCAUUGUUUACCCUGGUUUUCUUUACAGACUGGAAAGAAUUACAUGAUCAGAGAGUUUAGCACUCGGGAAAGCAAAAUUUCAGAAUUGAAGGUGAGAAUUUUCUUCUGUUUGCAAAGUACAUGUAUAGCAGAAGUCUGCUGGCAAGUCAGAGCAAGUUCACCAUCGUGCAGUGACAUCACUAAAAUAUUGUCCAAAACAUUAAUGCUACAUGCAUAGAUGCCACUGUCCAGCUGAUGCAAUCAUACCACUUGUAAAUGGAGAACAAUUAAUCAAUGGCAAUAUCUAGAAAAUCUGACUUUUGAUAGACAACGACAUUUAGUUUGUUUCCCUCUCUUUGUCUUCCAGAACGUCCCUGCUGCUCUGUAUACUGACCCCAAUGAGAUCGCCCAGCACUUAACCCUGAAGCUGACUGAGUGCGAGAAGUUGGAGCUCCCUGAGACAGCCCCCCAGCCAGGGGACAAGGAGGCCCCCCAGUGAUGGAGAGCAGGCUGGGCCCUGUGACUGGACAUCAAAUUCUCUCCUGUCUGGACUUAAGACGAGGGUCAGCCAACCAAGGCAGAGUUCACCCUCCUUCCUCUCCACAAAAAAUAUUUAGUUUUUGUUUUUUAAAACCGAAACACUGCACCUGCCUCCCUCCAUACACAGAAAACAACAGUUCAUGGAACUUCAUUUUGGCAUUGUCAAGUGGCCUCUUAUUUUUAGUGUUAUUUCACAUUUCCUCUAUGUAAAUGUUUUGGUUGGAAAAUUGUGAUAAUUGCGUAUUUUCUAUUAGAACACCACAUAAUGGGUGUGUUGAAUUCCACGUAAUGUAGUCUGAUAUUUGAAUGUUGUACUAUGUUAAAUACACCCAGAUUUGGUUUGGCUAUCACAGAGAUAGCUAGUAUAGAGCUCCAUUCCUCAUGUUAUCAAAAGGUUGAAAGAGCCAAUGUGUAAAUAAAUUAACUUUUUGUAUUUGUUUAAUCUUUUACUGGACAUUGGAUCUUGAUUAGAGGAGAGCUCACUGCUGAAGUCAAGGAGCCCCUCUAGUGCACUUUUAGUGCAUCUCACUUUGUGAGGACAUCUCGCUACCUUUCCCCUUUUUCAAACUAAGAUUUUGAUCUAGCUGUUGAAAUAGAAAGGUCUCCUUACAGAACCUGCUCAGCUCUGCUUGUUUUAUUGUAUUUAAGAUAAAUGUCAACUAAUAAAAGUAUUCAGCCUUAACAUGCCAACAUUA
Coregonus sp. 'balchen' is the source of this 4275-nucleotide messenger RNA. The record is from the annotation of a GenBank genome assembly. Lineage: Eukaryota; Metazoa; Chordata; Actinopteri; Salmoniformes; Salmonidae.